Mesoplodon densirostris (Blainville's beaked whale) is the source of this 2344-nucleotide messenger RNA. It is a transcript of the gene SCHIP1, whose product is annotated as schwannomin interacting protein 1. Gene Ontology annotation, cellular component: cell junction; plasma membrane. The transcript has 9 exons. Bases 301 to 1704 code for a protein of 467 amino acids. NCBI's taxonomy places the organism in Eukaryota, Metazoa, Chordata, Mammalia, Artiodactyla, Ziphiidae. The record is from RefSeq and is a predicted model, not a curated record. Gene Ontology annotation, biological process: positive regulation of hippo signaling.
GGCUCCCGGCCGCCGGCGGGGGCGGGGCGGGGCCGGGUAGGGGGUGGUCUCGGCGCCCUGCGCUAGGUGCGAAUUUAGUAGCCGCCCACCCUCUUCUCGGUCCCCGCCCCCAGGGAAUUAUAAUUCUCUGGGAAAGUGUCUGGUUCUCGGAGAAUCCCUGGGGCGGGGUGCGGGGGCGCGCCCGGCGCAAAAUGGUUAAAACAAAGUCCAUGCGCGCCCCGGGGUCCCUCUUAUGGAAAGUCUACGUGCCGGUGGCUGGGCACCCCCUUUGCUGAUUUGAGGGAUUACCGAGAGGAUGGGAUGGAUCUAGGCAGUGACGCCGGCAGCAGCAGCAGCAGUAGCCGCGCCAGUUCGCAGUCCAACUCCACCAAAGUGACCCCUUGCUCCGAGUGCAAAUCCUCGCCGUCGCCGGGGGGCAGCCUGGACUUGGUGUCUGCCCUGGAGGGCUAUGAGGAGCCCUUCCCGGUCUACCAGAAGAAGGUGAUUAAUGAGUGGGCGCCGGAGGAGGACGCGGAGAAGGAAGACGAGGAGGAGCGCAGCGAGCGAGGGUACCGGGAUGACCGCUGUCCUGCCCAGGAGCCGGGGGACGUGAGCGCCAGGACCCGCAGCGGCGGCGGCAGGGGCGCCACCACCGCCAUGCCGCCCCCCGUGCCCAACGGCAACCUCCACCCGCACGACCCCCAGGACCUCAGGCACAAUGGUAACGUGGUGGUGGCCAGCCGGCCGAGCGGCUCCCGGGGCCCCCGCCGGGCGGUCCAGAAGCCUCAGCCGGCUGGGGGCCGGCGCGGUGGCCGGGGCCCGGCGGCCGGGAGCCUCUGUCUUCAGCCCACGGACAGCGGGACGUGCGUCCCGGAGGAGCCCCCGGUGCCCCCUAUGGACUGGGAGGCUCUGGAGAAGCAUCUGGCUGGGCUGCAGUUCCGGGAGCAGGAGGUGCGGAACCAGGGCCAGGCGAGGACCAACUCCACCUCGGCACAGAAAAAUGAAAGAGAAUCUAUCCGACAGAAGUUGGCACUUGGAAGCUUCUUUGAUGAUGGCCCGGGAAUUUAUACCAGCUGUAGCAAAAGCGGGAAGCCAAGCCUUUCCUCCCGCCUGCAGAGUGGGAUGAACCUGCAGAUAUGCUUUGUCAACGACAGCGGCAGCGAUAAGGACAGCGAUGCUGAUGACAGCAAGACCGAAACGAGCUUGGACACCCCCUUGUCUCCCAUGAGCAAACAGAGUUCUUCCUAUUCUGAUAGAGACACUACUGAAGAGGAAUCCGAAUCCCUGGAUGACAUGGAUUUCCUCACAAGGCAAAAGAAAUUGCAAGCCGAAGCCAAAAUGGCCCUUGCCAUGGCCAAACCAAUGGCCAAAAUGCAAGUAGAAGUGGAAAAACAGAACAGGAAAAAGUCUCCCGUCGCUGAUCUUCUGCCACACAUGCCUCAUAUAAGUGAAUGCUUGAUGAAAAGAAGUUUAAAGCCCACUGACCUGAGAGACAUGACUAUUGGGCAGCUACAAGUGAUAGUCAAUGAUCUCCAUUCCCAGAUAGAAAGCUUGAAUGAAGAGUUGGUCCAGCUGCUUCUCAUCCGAGAUGAGCUGCACACAGAGCAAGACGCCAUGCUGGUGGACAUCGAGGACUUGACCAGCAAGGACACUGGCAUCUUUCCACAGCACCAGCGCCACCAGAUUGCUCUCACCAUGGGGAGACUCCAAGACUUGAGUUUCUAGCUGGGCCUGGUUCCGAGCGCCUGUCUGUAAAGAGACACGCUGAGAGUCAGCAGAAGCACAUGGCCGAGAAAAUGCCUGCAAAGUGAAAAGAAGCCAUCCAACCAGAGGACAAGCUAGAAUUUAUUUUGCUUCUGUGGUUGUAAAAAUGCUGUUGCUAAAGGUGGCAUAGAAACAAACAAAUAUCAGUGUUAGUCAUCGAUAAUGUCUGAAGCUUAACGUCCAGUGAUUGGCCUUUGCUUCUUAAUUUAUUUUAAUUUUUUUACUGUGCCACUAAAUACCAGGCAUUUUAAUAAAAUAUUGUUCCAAAAAAUGUACAGUACUUACACCAUCACAGAUCAUGGUUAAUCAAAGAGGGUAGUUUUAACUUUAUUUUUAUUUGUUUAGAGAUUCUGAGUUGGAGCAGUAUUUUACCAUUGACUGCUUUCAUUCUUCACUGUAGUUUUAAAGAAGAACUGUAAAUGACGGUGCUAUCCAAGUCAAAAAAUACAUGCCUGCCUCGUAGUGAAGUUGUAGGUCUCUGUACUAUGUAUAUUUUAAUCAGUUUUCAACAUUUUGUGAAUGUUGACUACCUGAAGUUCAUUUUUAGAUGUGCUAUUAACAUUCUGUUGGAUUCAGAGGGUUCCUUAAAAGUUUUAUGUAU